Molecule: messenger RNA, 1620 nt
Organism: Neoarthrinium moseri
Lineage: Eukaryota; Fungi; Ascomycota; Sordariomycetes; Amphisphaeriales; Apiosporaceae
Exons: 2
Coding region: 1-1620 (539 amino acids)
Biological process (GO): transmembrane transport
Cellular component (GO): membrane
Molecular function (GO): transmembrane transporter activity
Source: RefSeq, a predicted model, not a curated record
AUGACGACCUUGGAGGUUCCCGACCCCGACCUGGUGCAGCCAGCAGCAGCUCCGACCCCUGGCGAGAUUAGGAAGUCUUUUCAGUCGGACAGAAAGUCGAAGAAAUCCCAUGACAUCGAGCCUCAUGCCGACGAGCUGGAAAAGACUGGGCACACCAACUACAACAAUAUCGACAAGGAGUUGGCGCAAUAUGCUGGUGCUACUUCUAUUGUGAUCUCUGAAGCUGAGAACACCAGGCUGCGCAGAAUGAUCGACAAGCGUGUGCUGGUUGUCAUGAUUACGACUUAUUUCCUCCAGGCGAUAGACAAGGGCACCUUGACAUUCGCCUCUAUCAUGGGCAUCAGAGAUCACACCGGUCUUUCUGGACAGGAUUACAACUGGCUGACGACCUGUAUUUACAUCGCGAUCUUGAUUGUCGAAUAUCCACAGAACUAUAUCAUUGCCCGAGUCCCCGUGGCCAAGUAUCUCUCCUUCUCUAUUGGCGCGUGGGGAACUGUGCUAGCCUGUCAUGCAGCCUGUAACAGCUUCAAAGGCCUUGUGACCGUCCGAACGUUGCUCGGAAUCUUCGAGUCUGCUUGCCAACCUGCUUUCGUCGUCCUCUCGUCAGUAUGGUACAGGCGAGAGGAGCAAGCCGCAAGGGUCACCUACUGGUACAUGAUGAAUGGAGCUCAACAAAUCGUGGGCGGCCUUUUGGCCUUUUGCUUCUCGCUCAUCACUACCGGCCCUCUGAGGAGCUGGCAAUGGCUGUUCCUGACCUACGGCAUCAUCUCGGUCAUCUUCGCGGUUUUCGUUGGAUGGUGGAUGCCCGACUCUCCUAUGCGAGCCAAGUGCUUCUCGGAAGAGGACAAGCGAUUGAUGGUCGAGCGCGUCCGUUCCAACCAGACCGGAAUUCAGAACCGCGAAUUCAAGAAGUAUCAAGUUUACGAUGCUUUGACAGACCCACAGACCUGGUGCUACGCAGGCAUCCAGCUUUGCACAACACUGCCUACCAGUGGCCUGGGCUCAUUCUCGGGCAUCAUCAUCAAUUCGUUCGGAUUCUCCGUCCUGCAGACUCAACUCCUGUCCAUGGUCUUGGGUGUUUACAUCAUCAUUGUGCUCAUGGGCUCGGUUUGGCUUGUCAAGAAGUACAACCAGAACUGCCUCACGAUGCUGGCCUUCGUGGUCCCAUCGUUCGUGGGCACAGCACUCCUCAUGGCCCUACCGAAUGAGACUCGUGCCCAACAUGCUGGUCUUCUCAUCAGCUACUAUAUCACCUUGUCUUUCUGGUCUGCCCAGACUCUUGGUCUCUCGAUGAUGUCCCGAAACGUUGGCGGGCAAACCAAGAAGUCCGUCGUAGUUGCGCUCAACUUCAUCUUCUGGGCCGUUGGAAAUGCUGUCGGUCCUCAAGUUUUCCUCGCAUACAACGGUCCUCGCUACUUCAUCGCCUUUGCUACCCAUAUGGGAUGCUAUGUACUGCUCGUCUUUAUCAUUCUCUUCUUUAGAUGGCACCUGAAGCACCAGAACAAGAAGCGUGACGAGAUAGCGGCGGCUGGUGUGCACGAGGCUCGGGAUGAGCGGAUGGUGCACGCCUUCGAGGACUUGACUGAUCGCGAGAACCCGAACUUCCGAUAUGUGUACUGA